AUGGACGAAUUGUUCAACGUUACUAAUCCGUUCAUCGGCUCAUCGCAGACAGAGCCCUUCCAUUUCAGAAUUGUUUCGCAUAACGUAAGAGUUGAUACAAUGCGCCGAUUCCCACACGAAAAGCCUUGGAGUGAAAGGAAAGUGGGUGUAAUCGACACUCUUAAGUCAAUCAGUUCAAGUGAUGUGCCGGUGUUGUUCGGUCUUCAAGAAGUUAAGUAUCACCAGCUAAACGACGUUCUUAUGGGGUUAAACGACGGUAACUCCGACGAAGAAAUUCCCUGGACUCAUUACGGAGUGGGGAGAGAUGACGGGAAUGUGAAAGGUGAGUUUGCUCCUAUAAUAUAUAAUUCAGAUGAAUGGCGCUUACUUAAUGGAACCUCGAGGUGGUUAAGCUCCAGGCCACAUCACGCCGAAAGAUCCUGGGGUGCUGCCACCAAGAGAGUUGUAACUAUAGCCACCUUUCAGAACAAGGCACUGGGGAACGUUAUUAAUUUCAUAAACACCCAUCUAGACCACAAGUCCGAAAGAGCCAAGAGAAAGUCUUCAAAAUUGCUUCUUGACUGGAUAGAUCAGAUCCCCAACGAGGAGCCUACCUUCUUAAGUGGUGACUUCAAUUCUUUGAGUAAUGAAAUUGCAUACGAAUUGCUUGCUACCAAGUUAGACGAUGCCAAUUCCAUUGCAAGAAAUCAUAAAUAUUACAAAGAUACCAAGGAAACUUAUACUGGCUUUGAAAAGCACCAAGCUCCUACUAUAAUAGACUUCAUAUGGUCGACAUUGGGUAACUGCAAAACUUCCAAAAUUGAAGUGGACACAUAUUCCACGUUGUCAAACGAAGAGGGUAAACUAAGAUUCUCUGACCAUAGGCCUCUUCAAGUUGAUUAUAAGAUCACGGAUGGUGGGACCUUUUAG
Molecule: messenger RNA, 909 nt
Organism: Dujonia railenensis
Lineage: Eukaryota; Fungi; Ascomycota; Pichiomycetes; Serinales; Debaryomycetaceae
Source: the annotation of a GenBank genome assembly